GCUAUACCGACAUUUUCGAUCCGGUCCAGCGAGGGGUUGCAGUCGCGAUAUCUGCGGCGAGCACUUUCAUCGGUACAGUUGCGGGUCCCAUUGUUGGCGGCUUUGUGACAAUGUCGUACCUGGGAUGGCGAUGUACAUCUUGGUUGACACUCAUCAAUGUCAGCCUUCUUCGGGAUUAUAGGCUAUCUUCUGGUUCCUGAGACCUUUGAGCCCGUUCUACCAACAACAAAGGCCAAAAGAUUGCGCUUACAAACUAAGGAUUGGGCACUUCAUGCCCCCGCGGUAGAGCAAAGCACGGAGCUUGGGGAUAUCUGCGAGCAAUACCUCCUACGUCCUAUAUUGAUGUUGUUUCAAGAACCAAUCCUUAUACUGGCUACUCUGUAUAUGGGGUUUAUAUAUGGCUUCCUCUACCUCUGUUUUGAAGCGUAUCCUAUCGCCUUUCAAGAAAAUCGUGGCUGGAAUGCGGGAGUUGGGGAGCUACCUUUCCUUGCUAUCACGGUUGGUGUUCUGAUAGCCGUGGGUAUUAUUAUCGCAUUCACCAUUUCUCGCUUCAAGAGGAUCAUCAAUGAACAAGGAUCAGUUCCUCCGGAAGAGCGGCUCCUACAGAUGAUUCUUGGGGGCGCGGUGCUUCCCAUUGGAAUGUUUGGGUUUGGGUGGACCUCGAACAAGUCAAUCAUCUGGGUUCCAGAGGUCAUUGCUGGCGGUGCUAUCGGUAUUGGAGUGCUACUGAUCUUCUUGCAGGGCCUCAACUAUAUUAUCGACGUCUAUGAGAUGAACGCGAAUUCUGCGAUCACAGCCAACACUCUCUUUAUAUCUUGUCUGGGUGCCGGGUUUCCCAUGUUCGCAACGGCAAUGUUCCAUAAUCUGGGGGUUCACUGGGCCAUGAUACUCCUGCGAUGUUUAACUGCCAUUUUAUUCCCAAUCCCUAUUCUUUUUCGCAUUUAUGGUGCCAGAAUCCGCAAAAUGAACCGGUUCAGCCCGGAUGUUUGAUGCUCUCAGGGAGACAACAUGACACUGGAGGGCUCUUCAACUAGGUUUCGAAAAGCAAUAGCCACCCAAGCCCGUCCUUGCAAUGAUUGUCGAUGCAAGCUAUGGUCUAUUUUCUUUCUUCUGUACAGGAAAACAUGGA
Messenger RNA from Aspergillus uvarum CBS 121591, 1129 nucleotides. RefSeq names its product MFS general substrate transporter. The record is from RefSeq and is a predicted model, not a curated record. Gene Ontology annotation, biological process: transmembrane transport. Gene Ontology annotation, molecular function: transmembrane transporter activity. Bases 157 to 990 code for a protein of 277 amino acids. The transcript is spliced from 4 exons. NCBI's taxonomy places the organism in Eukaryota, Fungi, Ascomycota, Eurotiomycetes, Eurotiales, Aspergillaceae.